CAACAGCAGACCCAAUCCUCCCUUGCAGUCGCCGGCACGAGGACAACGCCCGCGCAUCCUGCGCAGACAGCUCGUCGAAUCGCUGCCUCGUUCGUUCUAACUUCGACGCACGACGCUCGUCCCUCGCUCGCCCCGUUCCCGUCGCUCACGGACCUUUCCCCUCCAGUCUUGUCUAGACGCCCCACCUCCUGAAGACAUUCGUCUCGUCUUAUCAGCCCAGACCAAAAACCGCAGACGCCAGAUUUGAUUCUACACUUGAAUUGUAAACGAUUCGAUCAACGCCCGCCAAAAUGGGCCUCUUUUCGCGCAAGGACAAGACGCCCAAGGGCGAACAGCCCAUCAAUACGUCCAAGUCCAAUGUCAGCGUAAACUCGCACUCUUCAAGCCUGAGAUCUCCUCCUGGAGUCUCUCGCAACCCGCUCAAUCGAACUUCAGCUGCCAGCACCUCCCCCGGCACUCCCAUGAGCCCAAUGUCACCUAUUAAGCUUCCUAAGAUCGACCUUCCCCGACCCCCGGACCCUCAGCUCGACCCUGCUGGUUACCUUCGAAGUCUCGGCGCCGUAAGAGAGCGAAGCAAGAUUGUCACCGACAAGGCGCUGCGGAAUGAACUGAAGCACUUUGAUGUUGACAUGGGAAAGUUUCCUGAUGUGGUUACUUUUGUUACUGGAAUUAUCAAGCGAGACUACGAUGCCCCUUUUACUAGCAUUCCCAGCCAUGGUCGAUACCAGCACUUUUGCGUAGGCGGUCGCGAUCGCAUUGCCCAGCUUUUGUCUACCUGGCCCGAUAACGUCGAUAACACGGAGCGAUGCCGUCGUCUGAUUGAUCUUUUCCUGAUUAGUGUGCUGCUCGACGCUGGUGCUGGCACCCAAUGGAGCUACAAGAGCAACGAGAAUGGCCGUAUGUACAGGAGAUCAGAGGGUAUCGCAGUGGCCAGUUUGGAAAUGUUCAAGACUGGUCUCUUCUCUGGAAACCCCAACAACAAAUUCCAGGUCGACAAGGAUGGUCUAAAGGUCCUGACUGUUGAGAAGCUGGCCGCUGGUCUCCAGUCAAGGCCAGGCAACGAAAUCGCUGGUGUCGAGGGCCGAGCUGACCUUCUUGUCCGCUUGGGUGAGGCUAUGGCUGCCAAGGACGACUUCUUUGGUUUCGAUGGUCGCCCUGGAAGCAUUGUGGACCAUCUUCUUGGCCACCCUUCAACACAAGCAUCCUCGAUGCUUAUUGUUCCCCUCCCCGUUCUUUGGAACGUCCUCAUGACUGGCCUCUCCCCUAUCUGGCCCACGAACCGAACUGCCAUCAAUGGUGUCUCUCUCGGCGAUGCUUGGCCUUGUCAGUCCAUGCCUCAACAGGGCAACUCCCCCAAGGUCUCGGCUUUCCCCAACAGCUCCAACGCCGCUGCUUGGGAGUCUAUUCUUCCCUUCCACAAGCUUACUCAGUGGCUCACCUACUCGCUCAUGCAGCCCAUGCAGCAACUGCUGAAAAUGCAUUUUGCUGGCACUGAGCUCCUGACUGGUCUCCCUGAGUACCGCAACGGUGGUCUUUUUGUCGACAUGGGUGUCCUUAACCUGAAGAAGGAUGAUCUUGAGAGAGGUCUGGAGAACUACAACGAUUGGGUACGACGGACAGGUGCCAAGGGUGUUGAAGUUGCCCCUAUGUUUGAGCCCAGUGAGGAUAUCAUUGUUGAGUGGAGAGGUGUCACGGUUGGCUUCCUCGACAUGCUGUGCACGGAAGUGAACAAGGCACUCAAGUCUGAGCUGGGUGGAAACGAAAUGACACUGGCACAGUUGCUGGAAGCCGGUAGCUGGAGGGGUGGUCGUGAAAUUGCCGAGAUCAACAGGCCCAACACCAAGGAGCCACCGAUCUUGAUCGACAGUGACGGAACCGUAUUCUAGGCUUUGCCCUUCUUGAAUGUAUUACUGAACAAUGAUUGGACGUGAGGACUGGGUAUAGAGGAGCGGAUGGUGGAGCUUCAAAGGCUUCUCAUGGGAGAGCAUCAGCAUUAUUUCCAAGUAUCCAUAUUAUCCUGAGAGGCCAAAAGGGCAGGGGUUUAUUACAGUGGCAAAACAAGCUGCGGGCGGAAAAGGGCCAGGCAGGCUGCCUAGUUUAUAAUCGAGACGAGACGUACAAGACGUUAAAAGGAGGCGGCGUUUUUAAUUGAGUAGUCGCUUCUUGGC
Messenger RNA from Fusarium vanettenii 77-13-4, 2168 nucleotides. RefSeq lists its product as uncharacterized. The transcript is spliced from 4 exons. NCBI's taxonomy places the organism in Eukaryota, Fungi, Ascomycota, Sordariomycetes, Hypocreales, Nectriaceae. The record is from RefSeq and is a predicted model, not a curated record. The coding region runs from base 291 to 1886 and encodes 531 amino acids.